AUAGCUACAUGUGGAUCUACCCUGCUCACAACAAAGGCUUGAACAGUAAACUGGAAAGUGAUCUUGAUUUUAGACCUGAGAAAGUCAUCGAAACCAUUGUCAACGUUCUACGCAAGCCUCAAAUGCAGAAGGAAGAAAGCACCUUACUUUUAAACCUGGUCCUUCAUUUUUCAAAAACCGUCAAUUUUACCACUUAUCAGAGGCUCAUAGAUGACUUGAUACUGGUUUUGAAGGAGAAGGAACUCUCACAAGGUAAAAUAGUUCCAAAGUAUAAGUCUAAAAUCAUUUGGAAGUCAUCCACCGCCAUUUGCAAGGAACAGGCCUCGUCCUCAAAGGAAACUGAUUUUCGAUUUUACACUUCCCAGCGAGUUGCCCUCUUCAACGCUUACUCCGUGUCAGCCAUGUGCAAAGCAGGAUUUGAAGUCAUAGACGUAUAUUCAUUGACCGAUUCGUAUCCACCUAGAUGCGUGGACCAUGUUCAUUACAAACCGAAAGCUUUUCAUAUGGUGGAGACAAUGCUUGAGCAGUACAAAGUACACUACAACAAGAAACUCGACGAAAAUGAAAAACAUGGUAAAAUAAAACGAUGUGUAAGUACAGAAAACGUCUGACAGCAUAGGUAGGACAGUUGGAAGGUACGUUUUUAAACUGGCACCAAGCAAUUUCGGUGGAGCAAGGUUUUGAAAGCUUCAAGCAAAGUAGGAGCUAAAUUGAAAGAUGUAAGGAAAAAGUCAGGCAUGUUUAUUCGCUAUUAAGUCGUCAAUCGAAGAAAACUUUGUAAUAGUUUUCCAUUUUAUUUCAAUUUCCACAAAUGUCACUGAAGCCGUGUAUCAACUUGCUACACCUCGUCCCUUUCCCCUUUUCGCCGCCUCUGUUUCUAGUCACAGCUUCAAAUGUCGUAGAAAGAAUGCAGUUGUUUAUCGAGGUAAAGUACAAUAAUAAUAAAGUUGUCUCGUUUGUCU
Molecule: messenger RNA, 962 nt
Organism: Orbicella faveolata
Lineage: Eukaryota; Metazoa; Cnidaria; Anthozoa; Scleractinia; Merulinidae
Source: RefSeq, a predicted model, not a curated record